CCGCCGACCCCGCCAGCGCAGCUGCUCGCGAGCCGCCAGGGGCCCGCCUCGCCGCCCGCCGCGUCCUCGGACUUGUUCCAACAAUCUGCUAAAACAUGGUGGAUUAUUAUGAAGUUCUAGGCGUGCAGAGACAUGCCUCACCUGAGGAUAUCAAAAAGGCGUAUCGGAAACUGGCACUAAAGUGGCACCCAGAUAAAAAUCCUGAGAAUAAAGAAGAAGCAGAGAGAAAGUUCAAACAAGUAGCCGAGGCCUAUGAGGUGCUAUCAGAUGCUAAAAAACGAGACAUCUAUGACAAAUACGGCAAAGAAGGAUUAAAUGGUGGUGGUGGAGGAGGUGGAAGUCAUUUUGACAGUCCUUUUGAGUUUGGCUUCACAUUCCGGAACCCAGAAGAUGUCUUCAGGGAAUUUUUUGGUGGAAGGGACCCAUUUUCAUUUGACUUCCUUGAAGACCCAUUUGAUGACUUUUUUGGGAACCGAAGAGGUCCCCGAGGAAGCAGAAACCGAGGCACGGGCUCCUUCUUCUCUGCCUUCACUGGGUUUCCAUCAUUUGGAGGUGGAUUUUCUUCAUUUGAUCCAACAGGGUUCACUUCGUUUGGGUCCCUAGGUCACGGAGGUCUCACUUCAUUUUCUUCAGCUUCAUUUGGUGGCAGUGGGAUGGGCAACUUCAAAUCGAUAUCCACGUCUACCAAAAUAGUUAAUGGCAGAAAAAUCACUACAAAGAGAAUUGUGGAGAAUGGUGAAGAAAGGGUAGAAGUUGAAGAAGAUGGCCAGUUAAAGUCCUUAACGAUAAAUGGUGUGGCUGACGAAGAAGCCCUGGCAGAAGAAUGCCUUCGCAGAGGCCAGCACUCCCUGCCCGCCCCGUCAACCAGUGCCCGCCUGCAGAAGCUGGCCCGGCCUGCCUCUGGGGCCAGAGUUGUGUCUCACAGCACCUGGGAAGAGGAUGACGAACAGGACAGGUUGCGGGUUCCUGGUAGCUGGGACGCCCCCAUGACCUCAGCAGGGUUCAAGGAAGGUGGCAAGAGGAAGAAGCAGAAGCAGAAAGAGGAAUCGAAGAAGAAGAAGUCGACCAAAGGGAACCACUAGGCGGGAAUUGCCGGCAGCCCCAGCAGCCCCUCUCGCGCAGCCACGCACACGCACGUGGCAGGCGGCCUUUCACGCUGCCCAGGGCCAUCUCGCUUAGCAGGAUUGCGGACUGUGCUCACAGAUCGGUAGGAUCAGGCGUGUUGGAGAUGGAGAUGAUGAUCUUGGUGGCCUGUAGAAGUUUGUGACCCAGGCUCAAUGUUGUUACUCUGCUUUUCUCAUCACUAAAUCUGCUAGCGUUUCCUUCUUGACUUGCCUCUUUCUUUUCUGCUGUUGAAGCCCUGCUCUGAGUACUGAGGUAUUUGUAGCUAUAGAUGUUCGUUGGGGUCCCGCAGGGAGCUGGGUAUUUAUUCAUGAGAUGACUUUCUUUCCCUGUGGCAGUACAGUAUAGCGUUUGAAGUUAAAGGUAACAUAAGCUGUCCCUUGAGCUGUGGCUGUCAGGGAACUUUUGUUCAGGGUAACCAGGCAGCACAUGGCAGUCCAGCAUGUGUCACUUCAGAUGUUGAGUCAUUCCCUGUACGUCCCUGCUCUGGUUUACUCCUCUCCAGGGGUCCAAAUAUCACCUAGUUUAUGUAAGGCUCAUCAUCUUCUUGGACCCGUAGCUGUCCUUUCUUCAGUUAAGGGUUUUGCUCAGCAGUACCAUCUCCAGUCUUCGCAGGCCAGCUGCAUGCUGGGAGAUCAGGCUGGUUCUUCACACGGACACAGGAACCCACAGGCGUGUGCGAAGUGGCUGUUGAGCAAAGCUUGACCUCAGUACUCGUGUUUGCAAACCCCAGCCUCUUCACAAAGCAUCCAGCUGUGGUGCUGACUCCUGUCACCAUCGUUUCUGCAUGCCAUGCUGCUGCCUGACCUGUCAUGUGCACGAAGCAGCGAGUCAUUGUGCUGCUGCCCACUCUGGCCUGCACGGUCUUUGUGGUAUGCGUAUGAGGGGCCGUGUUUACACGCCGUCUUCUCGAUCUUCUCAGAAAGCACUGGUGGGCAUGAUAAGAUGCCAGCAGCCAACCAGCAGUGGUGAAGGGAGUUUUUGGUGAUACAGUGCCAUAGCUGGGAGUCCUGGACAGGAGACAGGGUCACCUGAGGUGGCUGUCACGAAGAGUUUGCUGUGUUUGCUUGGUUUUUGUGGGAGGUGGCAUGGGUGGUUACUGUGGAGCCUGGGCUGAUAUUUAGUGUGUGCUGUGGAAAAUGUGACCUUCAAGUGUAACGUGUUUUAACCCUACCGGUGGAAAUAAAAUGUAAGUGUUACUGA
Molecule: messenger RNA, 2325 nt
Organism: Jaculus jaculus (lesser Egyptian jerboa)
Lineage: Eukaryota; Metazoa; Chordata; Mammalia; Rodentia; Dipodidae
Gene: Dnajb6
Product: DnaJ heat shock protein family (Hsp40) member B6
Exons: 10
Coding region: 96-1082 (328 amino acids)
Biological process (GO): protein refolding; positive regulation of proteasomal ubiquitin-dependent protein catabolic process
Cellular component (GO): endoplasmic reticulum membrane; cytosol
Molecular function (GO): ATPase activator activity; Hsp70 protein binding
Source: RefSeq, a predicted model, not a curated record